This is a messenger RNA of Soboliphyme baturini, 255 nucleotides long. NCBI's taxonomy places the organism in Eukaryota, Metazoa, Nematoda, Enoplea, Dioctophymatida, Soboliphymatidae. The record is from the annotation of a GenBank genome assembly.
AUGCAGUGUGCAAGCAGCAUUGACUAUAACCGACCACAUUGUUCGGCAAUACGGGUUCCUGUGUCGAAGGCGAAGUAUCGGAACAUGGGCGCGCUGCUUGAUGAACUUAGUGGAAAAGUGCCACUUUAUUUUGGAGUAAGAAAGGUAUUUACUCCGAGUGGUCACACGGAAGUCCGCAGUAUAGAUCAAUUAGAAAAUCAGGGAAGGUUAGUUCAUUUGAUUACUGGUGGGGAAAAUAUUUGGGCACAAGUCUAA